This is a messenger RNA of Paramuricea clavata, 7228 nucleotides long. The record is from the annotation of a GenBank genome assembly. Lineage: Eukaryota; Metazoa; Cnidaria; Anthozoa; Malacalcyonacea; Plexauridae.
AGAAGAUGGAGAGAUUGGACGAGGCGACCUCGCAUUCCAAUGAAGAAUUGAAGGAAGGAAUUCGAGAUAUAGCUAGCAAGAAGUCUCGUCUGGAAAUUAAGUUGAAAGAAGAGCAAACUUUACGUGAGGUAUGUCAAGCUUUGCUUGAAUGGAACUUGGAUAUGCAGCUACAGAAUACUAUCUUGCUUUAACUACCAACUAAACAAAACUAACUUGUUUAUACUGGAUUGCUCGCACUAUAUCAUUUCUGAAACGUUCUCCCUAGAAGUCCAGUAAGGGUCAUCUCUUAUUGAUCCAGUGUUACAACAAGAGAAAACCUAAACUAAACUAACUUUAUUUAUACUGGAUAGCUCUAUUAGUUCUAAACUGUUCUUCCUAGAGUUCCAGUAAGAUCAUCUUGUAUUGAUCCAGUGUUACAACAAGAGGAAACCUAAAUUAAAGUAACUUUAUUUAUACUGGAUAGCUCUAUCAGUUCUAAACUGUUCUUCCUAGGAAUCCAGUAAGGUUCAUCUCUUAUUGUUCCAGUGUUGCAACAAGAGGAAACCUAAACUAAACUAACUUUAUUUAUACUAGAUUAUCCUGUUAUUUUGAAAAGUGUAUAUUUUCAUAGAAACUGGAGAAUGCUGUCGACGUAGCUCAAGAAGAACAAGCAAAAUGCAAGGAUGAAGUAGCGUCAUUAUAUCGACAACUACAGCGUGUAAGAUCUUAAAUAGACUACUGUACGUGUUUCUAUUCCAACAUUCUUUUCUUCUUUCUGACAUACAUGAAAUGUUUUCUAAUUAGGAAAGGGAAGAGUGUAAUUUAGCAGUCAAGGAUGCGGAAGAAAAAAUGGCAAAAACUCGAGUGAGUAGAUAUCGUAUAUUAAUAUUUAUCUUUUCUAUAUUGAUCUUUUUCCAGCCGUGAUACCAAAGUGACUGCAGCUCGGAUUCUUGUGCCCCAUUUGGUUUCUUUUCUUUCUCGUGUCCACCCUCAGUUCCAUCUUCUUUUACUUAGCUGUGGUCUCAGACUCACCUGAGGUUUACUGCUAGGAUUCCUGGCCUUCAUUAGUGUCUGUCCCCUAUCAUGUCCCCAAUCACCUCAUUGAUAUUUAAAUCUUUCACCCAGCUCUAAUUUCAGACGGAGACGAGGUCGGUUGCUCGGAUUCUCAUCCUUCUCUGUCUCAUGCCAUGUCCACCGCAGUUCCUUGAUAUUUGCAUCUUCUUGUACACAGUUUGUUCGUCUCUUCUUCAGUAUAUUCCGAUAUUCGUCCUGUAUACUGUACAUUUAGUUAAAAUAUUUGCCAAAAAUUGAGGCGGGGAAUUGAUCGAAAUUUUUUAAGGCUGAAAGUGUUGACGAGAUACAGGAAGGCCAAAGACGUUUAGAAAAACAAAAAGAAGAAUUUGAAGAGAAAUUAGCUGACACAAAGGUAUCUCCAGAAUUUACUGUUUCCGUCCAUCAGUAUUUUAUUUUCAUGAUGUUAAAAUGUUUUUCAGCUGCAACUUGCAGACGAGAAGUCGACUGUUAAAGCACUACGUAAACAACAGGAAAAAGAUGGCAAAGAAAUUGAAAAUAUGCGAACGCAGAUAAACAGGUAUACAGAAUCUAGUGUGGGGGUAUUGAUAUUACAGUGAUCAGGGUAUCUAUAUGUCAACCUAUCUGUCUUUUUGUUUGUUUGAUUGUCUGUUUGUUUGCCUGUCUAUUUGUCAGAUCUCCGUUUUCAAAAGCCACAACUCCGUUUUCAAAUACCAAAACUCCGUUUUCAAAUGCCAAAACUCAGUUUUCAAAUGCCAGAGCUCCGUUUUCAAAAGUCAGAACUCUGUUUUCAAAAGCCAGAACUCCGUUUUCGGCUUGAUAUAUGAAAAUUUUCGACCAGUUGGGUUUGAGCAAAUAGUGGACACUCAAUUUUGACAAUGUGAAACACAACUCAAAAAAAUUUCUUCGGUGCUUGGUGCCCUGUCGCUAAUUUGCAAGCUUUAAGCGAAGCGAGCAAGUUUGGACCACGCAGGGCUAACUGAAAAUUAUUUUGACUGCCUGAAAAAAACCCUAAAUAUACAGGCAUGGGGUAUGUGUUUUUCACCCCUGGGACUGCAUUCAAUCCUUACAUGUACCUACUGUACAUCUGAUUGUAAUUUCACAUCAGUUUCAUGUUAGAACAGUACUUCCAGUUUGGCCAACAUCGCAUGUUUUUGGCGGCUGAACUUGACCAAUGGGGGAUGACCUUUACUGGAUCACCAAGUAGAACAGUUGGAUGGAAGCACAACUAUAUUGUACUUACACCCCCAUCUAUUUAUACUUUCAUUCCAGACUUACAGAAGAGAAAACUCGCUUGAGACAGAACUAUGAUGAGCUACAACAUGAUAUUGAAAGGAAGGUAAUGACAUCAAGUAUUUACAUGGGGAGAAAAUCCCGAAGGUCACUUUAAAAUGACAAAGCUGAAGAGUUUGCUUAGUUUAGGAGACUUAUAUACACUAAAUAAAAAUAUUGGCCUGAUGCGCAUCCCAUUGCAGCUCAUACUUGUUUUUUCCAUUCAUAUUUUUAGGACGAACUAAGAGAGCAAGACAAAACUAGGUAGAGCCUUUUACGUACAUUAUAUUGAAUAAUUUUAUUCGUUAAUUGAGGGCCUGAAUGGUGGAGAUGGAUUUACCAGAGGGGAGGAGGAUUAUUUCAACAUUGGUUAAAGUAACCCAUGAACUGCUUAUAUGUGCGCUGACAGUUCACAUUUCCCCGUAUUUUUGACUGACAACCAACAAAAUAUCUUAACAGCCAGCUGACUGACAGCUGAAAAUUAGAAUUAUAGCUGUCAACUGACAUUCAUUGAGAACUUCUUCACUGAAAUGAAUGACGAAUCUCAAAAAUAUAGCACCACAUUCUCAAUUGCUUCAACAGGAUAACCGAACUGGAGACUGAAAUUCGAAGAUGUCAUCACUCCUUGAAUCGUGUUACUGAUGAAAAGAAGGUUAGAACUAAAAGGGGCGGGGGGUCAAGGCUAAUCUCAGAGGGCUACAGAUUUUAACGGGGGUGCACAUUUCCAUGCACCUCAACCAUAGCUAUAGUGACAACAAUUUACAGCAAUAUAUUGUAGUGUUGUAGAUACACCCCUCUCAUGAUUAACAUAAUAUGAAACCGUAGGAGACAAUGGGUUUGUUAUUGCAUGCAAUGUAGAUAGUGGGAAAAGCAAGAAAUAAAAUAUACGUUUAAAUUCAACGUAUAUGAUGAUUUCUCGUAUGUGAUGUUUGUGAUGUUACUCUGAGUGUGCAUCCACACCGGGCAAGCUGAAAAGUUUGCCUGACCACGGUGAGAAUCGAAUCCGCAACCUUUGCAAUUCCAUGACAAUUGUAGUGUGCACUGCUUGAUACUGGAUAUGUGCCACUGUAGCUUUGCGUAGUUUUGCUUACAAGCAACAGUAGACGUUUUACUUUCGUCCGUAUAUCUGCUUCACUUUACUCUUUAGAAGUAAGUUCAAGCGUUUGUUGUUGUGUUGUGUAGGACACGUUCGAGAAAGCCGAUGCUGACAAAGUGUAUUAUAUAACCGAACUUGAAAAACAGAAUGCAACCUUGAAAGACAUCUCACGCAAAAAUAAAGGUUUGUCCCGAAGAAACAUUAGUUGUAUAAUACCUGUAUCAUCACUGAACUUUCUCGCACCAAAGAAGAAAAUUAUCUUUUGUGCACCAUAUUUUUUGUUAGAUUUGGAAGAAAAAGCGCGGGAAAACCAAGAGAGGAUUGCAGCCCUCCAGAGGAAGAUUUCGAAACUUACUAAAAGUCUGGACGAUGUAAGUACGAUGUGCUGUAGCUUGACAGAGCAGUGGAGCUAUACUUUCUUAAAAGGUAGAAAGGUGGAGUAGAUAGGUGUUCACCGAAAAAUGUUGAAGCCAAGUUUCAUUCUGUAGUAACAUUAAGAGGGUUCAGAUAUGACUUCCAUUUCCGCUACCUUUCUCUAUCUGAUUGGUUAAUUGGGUAGAUUAAACGUAUCUGAUUGGUUAAUCGGAUAGAUUAAACGUAUCUGAUUGGUUAAUCGGAUAGAUUACUGUAAACGUAUCUGAUUGGUUAAUCGGGUAGAUUAAACGUAUCUGAUUGGUUAAUCGGAUAGAUUAAACGUAUCUGAUUGGUUAAUCGGAUAUAUCAAACGUAUCUGAUUGGUUAAUCGGGUAGAUUAAACGUAUCUGAUUGGUUAAUUGGAUAGAUUAAACGUGUCUGAUUGGUUAAUUGGAUAGAUUAAACGUGUCUGAUUGGUUAAUUGGAUAGAUGAAACGUGGUGUUUAAUGGUGGUGUUGCAAGUCAAAUCUGAACCUCCCUACUUAAUCGAUAAGGAAUAUCCCUUAUUAGAACUCUAGGGAGAACAGUUUAGUUUACAAGAGUUUUAACCUCUCAUCAUGUUUUUAUCCUUUUUGAAAAUGUUGCUGUCUCGAAAUAUUUAUUGUUUUUGCUUUAUCUAGGCGACUGAGGCAUUGCAGAACAGCAUGGUUGCACUUGUUGACAAUCAGAAACUUCUCGAUGAAUUGUAUAAUUUCAGGGUACCUGACACCACAGUGUUAUACAAAAUAAUGUUUUUGACUGGUAAUGGUCAGUUGACUUCACAUAUAGUAUUAUAUACUAUCUAUGUUUAUUAUCAUAGGGUGAUCAAGAAGAACGAGACCGCAUUCAUUAUAAAUAUGCAAGGUAAAUUAAAGUUGUCUUCUAUUGGUUCGCAAUCCAACAAACAAACAAACAAACAAACAAACAAACAAACAAACAAACAAACAAACAAACAAACAAACAAACAAACAAACAAACAAACAAACAAACAAACAAACAAACAAACAAACAAACAAACAAACAAAAAACAACUAGUGCUGCAUGGUUGAUUUCUGGUUUGUACUUUUCAAUUCCCAGAUUUCAAGAACAAGUAAAGUUGUUGACGCGCGAGUUGAACGACGCUAAAACUACAGCUGAGGAACAAAAAGUAAGUUUAGCUGUUGAGAAAGAAGACGGCUGUCCUAAAUACAGGAAUAUUUUCACUAAGUCUGAGGAAAUAAUGUAUGACAGUAGAACUAUUGUCUUCUUUCUUUGUAUAUGAAAGAAAAUAAAAAGUUUUCAAAGUGUUGUCAUUGCUUUAUAGAAAGAUACACAAGAUGCCAGUAAUCUAUCUGCAAGACUCUUGGAGGUGUGUAAAUUAAAUUCUUCGUUUUCUUUCAUAUUUUGUAUUUUAAUAUUUUAUAUACUUUUUAAACAAUCACAUAUAUUAAUAUCGCAACAAACCUUUCUGCUAUUUUAUUUCAAGAAUCAUAACAUUUCGCCUUCUUUCUCCUUGUAGAGUCUUAAUCAAAUAUCAACUCCACAUCUAGCUGGAAAACGGAACAGGAAUAAUAGUACUUCGUUUUUAUCAAGGUAUUCUAAUUUGUAUACAGUCUGUAUCCUAAAAUUUACACAAUUAUUUCUGCCGUGUUAAAUAGAUCGUAUUUAUAGGAAGUCGAAUGCUUGUUAUCCUCUGUUUCCAGACCCAAGUCAAAAUCCAGAGAAGAUUUUGGAUCACUAGAUACCAUAUUUUCGUCUUCGUGUGAAGGUUAGUAAACCAGAGAAUUUUUGGUAAACUUGGAAUAGAAGAUUCACUCCGACCUGGGAUUGCCCCCCCCCCCCCUACAUACUACUACAGCUUCGUCAGUGACGAUACACUGAUACAGCGCCCAUUCAGCAACCCUUAUUCCUGCAUUAACCGGGCUGUGGUAGGAAAUGAGAUAAAGUGACGAUGGAAAUUUAACUAGUAUUUAUUAACAUGUAUCAUUAUUUUUAGAUGUGACUCAUCUUAAGGAAGACCAUAAUUUUAAGACUCCAAAAAGGACGUCUGUGCGAGAUGUUCAUUAUAAGCGUAGGUGAGUGUUCCCACGUACACUGGACCACCACGUUUGAGAUAUCUUCUUCAGGUAGUUCAGACACAAACUACAGCAGCUUAUUGUAGAAUACUACCUACACUGGACCACCACGUUUGAGAUAUCUUCUUCAGGUAGUUCAGACACAAACUACAGCAGCGUAUUGUAGAUUACUAUCUACACUGGACCACCACGUUUGUGAUAUCUUUUUCAGGUAGUUCAGACACAAACCACGACAGCUUAUCGUAGAAUACUACCUACACUGGACCACCACGUUUGAGAUAUUUUCUUCAGGUAGUUCAGACACAAACCACGGCAGCUUAUUGUAGAAUACUACCUACACUGGACCACCAUGUUUGAGAUAUAUCUUCUUCAGAUAGUUCAGACACAAACUACGACAGCUUAUUGUAGAAUACUACCUACACUGGACCACCACGUUUGAGAUAUGUUCUUCAGGCAGUUCAGACACAAACCACAGCAGCUUAUUGCCGAUUUUUUUCCAGAUCGACACGCAACUCGACACAUAAUGCUGCUGAAAAAGACUAAAUGAUCAAUCAAGUUAUGAAAAAUUAUCUCAUGGUUGCCGUGAGUUGUGUUAAAUUAUGACCAUGUAAAUUAUGUACAGAUGUAUAGAAUGAAAUUGCGUGCCACAGUGAAAACGUACAGAAACUAUAUAUGCCUGUUUUAUAUAUUUGAACGCUUGACGCAUGCAAAGACAUACACAUGCAGGCAUUAGUGUGGAAAAAGUUAGUGUUGACAUUCACGGCUUGUGUUGCGGUUGGCAGGGCAUGGAAUAAUGGUUCGAAUCAGGACCGUGACUUGAGUAUUACGGCUGGGGGGUGAGCUUCCGUCGUGUCCGGAAGUCGUGCCCGACGGACAUUUCAUUCGCUAAUUAAUAUUUCUUUUCCCAAAAUUGUCGGCUGGGUGAGAGAAGAAAUUUUCGCACAUACCAUUUUUCACUAACUUACCGAAAUUUGUACAAUUUUUCGGUAAUAUUUUCGCGAAUUUAUAACAGAAUUUUUUACAACUAUUACUUUUCAAAAAAGUAUGUAAAGUUUUUUGCUCAAUUACAUAUUUUUUGCCCGACGAGCGUGUCGUUAAAAUUGCUGAAAUUGCCCGACAAACUGCAAUAUUACAACAUUGGGGGGGGGGGGUCCCCACCCACACCCCUAAGGAAGUAUGCCCCUGGUUUGAAUUUGCCCAUUUGAAUUUGAUUAGAAUUGCGGAAUGGCUAAAAUGAUUUCAUUGCAACCCGACCGUUGAUCGACCGUUAAUCCAAGCCCUGUUUAAAUCUUUACGUACAAUAUGAAAGAUAAUAUUACUAUAUAUAUAGAUAUAAUCAUAUUUAUAUUUUAAAUGUAUUAUAAGAUUAUUUAUAUGAAGAAAUAGAUUGACGAAACGACGG